Fomitiporia mediterranea MF3/22 is the source of this 3315-nucleotide messenger RNA. RefSeq lists its product as uncharacterized. Gene Ontology annotation, cellular component: Golgi apparatus; COG complex. The coding region runs from base 1 to 3315 and encodes 1104 amino acids. Gene Ontology annotation, biological process: intra-Golgi vesicle-mediated transport. The record is from RefSeq and is a predicted model, not a curated record. NCBI's taxonomy places the organism in Eukaryota, Fungi, Basidiomycota, Agaricomycetes, Hymenochaetales, Hymenochaetaceae. The transcript has 13 exons.
AUGUCAAAAACAACACCAAGCACCUCUGCUCAGUCGCUCCCGAGAAACUUGCGAUCCCCUCCUCAAAAAUCACGACCAGGUCUGGUUCAGAAUGGAUCAGCUCGCUCAAUACCAUCAUCAUCCUCGCUACCGAACGGACUCAAAUCUAAGGAUAAUGUGCUUUCGCUGGAUCCGGAUGAGUUGUUUGAGAAACAUACUGUGCAUGAGGUGAAAUCUAUUUUGCAUAGGUUAAGGUCAGAUGUGGAUGCAAAACAGGAAGAGCUUCGGAUGAUGGUUGGCGAACGGUACCGAGAUCUGCUACAAGCUUCAACUUCAAUCAUUGCCAUGUCCCAUUCAUCCAAGCGGGUCCUUGAUACAGUAACGAGGAUGAAGCAAAUCGUAUCCUCGGACCUUCGCGCACAAGCUUCCCCCAGCGGAGCCAAAAAGGGCAGUGAAGUCGAAGAUGCACAAUUAAAGAUAUUUCAAUGUCUUGCCGCGCAUCUGAAGCUCCUACUCGACGCCCCGGAACAUCUAUGGCGAUUACUGGAGAGGAAACGAUGUUUGCAUGCUGCAUGGCUCUUCCUACUCGCCCGUGUUGUGUAUCGGUCCUUGGUCAAUGAGGGCGAAGUUGAAGGCCAGGAUUGGAUACAGCAUGGGAUACAUGUCAAGGACCAAUUUCCUCUGGUCCAGCGACAAUGGGAAUCCGUAUCUCAGUUUCGAACGCAAAUCUCACAUCGGGCCACCCUUUCUCUCCGAGAACAAAGUCUUGAACCCCGGGAUCUUUGUGGGGCAGUACUUUCCCUCCAUCUUCUUGACUCCCUACCUUUAUCCGAUGCGUUGGAUGUAUUCCUGAAGCAACGAUCUCGGAUGUUGCAAAACCUUUAUGUGACAAUCAAGGAAUCCUGGGGAAAAGAUGCUAAAACUUCGUCUGCCCCCGCAAGAUCUGUUAGUAGAGAGCGCAUCAAAAACGUUUGGGAUGCUUUCCGGUCGAUUUUAGGUGCAAUUGUUGGAACUGUUGGUGGAGCUCGUGCGGUGUUCCGAGAACAUGUCGACGGCUCUCCUUCGAUGAUCACGCAGGUACUGAUGUUCACCCAAAGCGACUCACCUCACCCGGAAGAAUCACUUCCACUGGAGCUCCGACUCUCUUCGCAAGCUCUUCUGUCCUCAUUGCCUAACUCAAACCACUUCCUUGCACUCCCUGUGGACAUCAGAUCAUACCGACCAUUCAUCGAUUUAGAAUCUCACUCGUCCACCAUUAACACGCGUGCUUUGAACGCAAAAUUGCGGACCUGGUUUGCCGAUGCGACGAAGCAUCUUCACGAGGCGGCUGGCUCGUGGUUAUCUCACCUGGGGACAGUCAAAAAUGUUUGGGAGCUUCGCUCCUCUGCAUUGGAAUGGAUUUCAGCAUCCACAGAUCUCUUAGACGGAGACGACAUCAAAGAACUGCGCACGCUAGUUGAUAAUCUGUGCGGGACUCGUAUUCAGGAGAUAUGGAAAACCGCGUUGGAAAAUCUCUCAUCCUCGUUCCGCAAUAACUUGCACUCCCUAGUCGAGGCUGUUCAGGAAGAAAGGGAGGACUGUCAUUUUGAACUAUCACCCGUAGAGUUCCUUCUUUCAGCACCCCCGACCCCCUCAGUAACACAUGCAUCCUUGAACGUACCACUAGCACAAUCUUCAUUUAAUCGGUUUAAGCAUGGCAUUCAACAGCGAAUCGAUGGCAUGACACCAAGGAUUGACACUCUUUUAUCCGACACAGAGUCCGCCACGGUUAAACUGCGCGAUGACCUAGACCGCGCAUUCACAGAUGACCAGGAUGAUACUUUUCGUACGCUGUACGCUUCUGACUCAGAAAAAGCUGCUGGCGAGCUGGUCACUUCAGUGGAAGGCUUGCUUGGCGCGGAAACUGAGGAUUCAGGAGAGCGAAAAAAGCGUUUAUACUUGUUGGCCCGAAUAGCUCAAAAACUAUCAAUAUCUCCUUUAAUUAGUUAUCUGCGAUGCUCUGCUGCCUUCAGUGACGAGUGCCAUGCGCGGGCACGUCGCAUUUACGAUGUAUGCGUAGAAAAAUGUGCCACGAUUGCUAUUGCAUCCGCAAGAGACACCUUCCUGGGCGAGCCCACCGCAAAAUCUCAUACCAUCAAUCAUACUCCCACACUCCCUUCCAAUACUUCGCCUCAGUUAAUGAACGCACUCCUUUCACUUGUGGAGUCCGUAGAAAAGUUCGGCCAUUUCAAGGACGAUACCCAGCGAUCCGCAGUAGCCAAAACAAUACUAAUUCGAUUCGUAGACGUCAUCGCCGAGUCACUACAACAGUCAAAGCGGCAGCCUGACCUGCAAUUGAUAAGGGAUUUAGACUUCUUAAAGGCCAUCUGCGACGAGUGGGGUACCCCACUUAAGAAGUCUGCAUCCUCGUUGGAUCGGACUAUCGAGAAAUCUUAUCAGGCCUUACCAUCGCAUAUCCGAGAGUCCCACCUCGAAAUCAAGACGGAAAUGCAACGAAGUAUUUCUCAGAGUAUCAGCAACGUCAGGCUUCUACUCUCGCCUCUAAUGGCCCCAUUGGAUGUCUCGUCUCUUAAGCCAUCUUCAUCCGAGGCUGACAAGCGAAGACCGAGCACUUCCUCUGUCGGUGGAGAGCGCGAGAUGCAUCCUCCACUGAACCUGGUGAAACCAUCUCCGCGUUUUGGACUGAUUUGGGUAGCUAGUGCUGCGUCUCAGUAUCAGCGAGCUCAGACCUUUCUAGGCCAGGUUCUCGUCCAUUCGGUCAACAUUCCUGAUUGCAGCAAAAUUUCGCAACACAAAAACAAUUCUAACUACGUCAACAGCGGGCGUAUUGGAACUCAACUUGCCGUCGAGCCGUUACACAACAUUGGGAACAAGAUUUACGAAAUCUACGAAUUACUUGGCGACAACCCCUGCUGGGAUGGCUCGGUUCUCAUUGCCUCCUUCCUGGUCAGAAGCAGCGUCAGAGCUACGAUCGUCCACAAGAGUCUCGCUAUCCGCAUCUUCAUCAAUAGUGCCUUCAGCACGGGGCUCAUACGGCGGUGGAGGGCUCGUUGGGAUGGAGCCUUGUUGCGCCUCAUGGCCCGCGCAGGCGCAAGUAGUAUUGGUCUGCGGCGCGUUGUGCUGCACCAAGACUUGUAUCGUAGUGGUGCAACUGGUCAGGUUGUUUCCGUAAACGAACAUCGACAUGCUGGCAUGAAAGGCGGUAUGAGAUCUCGAGAGAACGACACAGCGACGGUGCUCGGCGUACCUGUCUUGUUGCAAGUCAGAACAAGUGAUAGCAAUGCGUCUACAGCGACGAUGACACGCAAAGGAGUGACUAUAUUGACGAUGUUGUGA